AUGCUACCUAAAGACAAUGUCCUGCACACUUCAACAUACGAUGUCAAGAAGCUCCUCAAAUCUUUUGAUAUGGGAUAUCAAAAGAUUCAUGCCUGCGUGAAUGAUUGCUGCUUGUUCAGAAAGAAUCUUAAGAAAGCCGAGAGUUGUCCUAAGUGCAAGGCUUCGAGAUGGAAAACAAAUAUGCACACCGGUGAGGUCAAGAAGGGUGUUCCGAAUAAGGUGUUAAGGUAUUUUCCAAUAAUCCCUCGGCUUAAAAGAAUGUUCAGAACUGAAAGUCUUGCUAAGGAUUUGAGAUGGCAUUUCAGUAACAGGAGCAGUGAUGGGAAACUGCGCCAUCCAGUGGACUCUGUUACGUGGGUCUCAAUGGAUGCCACGUAUCCAUCUUUUCCAGCUGAGCAGAGGAAUUUAUGGCUUGGACACUCUACGGAUGUGUUUAAUCCGUUCAACAUGAAGACCAGUAGAUACUCUAGUUGGGCAGUGCUUCUGGUAAACUACAACAUGGCACCUGAUCUCUGCAUGAAAGAAGAGAAUAUCAUGCUUAGUCUUCUGAUUCCUGGACCGCAUCAGCCAUGUAACAAUAUAAACGUUUACUUAGAACCGCUUAUAGAAGAUCUAAAUCACCUGUGGACUAAGGGCGAGUUAACUUAUGAUGUUGUUAGUAAAACGACAUUCACUCUUAGGGCAAUGCUUCUUUGGACAAUUAGUGACUUUCUGAUGAUAGGAUUUGUGUGUGGUGUGAAAGAUAUGAUAUGA
Messenger RNA from Microthlaspi erraticum, 753 nucleotides. Lineage: Eukaryota; Viridiplantae; Streptophyta; Magnoliopsida; Brassicales; Brassicaceae. The record is from the annotation of a GenBank genome assembly.